Messenger RNA from Drosophila kikkawai, 1523 nucleotides. Its product is annotated as fibrinogen-like protein 1. The record is from RefSeq and is a predicted model, not a curated record. Lineage: Eukaryota; Metazoa; Arthropoda; Insecta; Diptera; Drosophilidae.
GGUCACACUUUACCUUUUGUCUUUGAUUAAACCGGCACAUCGCACAUCUAUUCGUUUAUUGUUUCAAAAACCACUGCAUUUUGCUAUAUUUGCAAAGAUCUCACUUGUUGUUGAUGGUGUAUUUGUUAAUACCUACGCAGGCAACAUGAAAACCGACUUAUUGGCCCAGACUACCGACGAUGCAGGUGCAUCGGACGCAACUUCGGAGUAUUCAUUGCUCAGUUCCGAAUCGCCUGAUGGCGAAAAUAUGGAGAAACUGAGGGAAAAGAUUAUAAACCAAGACGUUAUAAUCCGUGAUUUUGAGACAAAACUGACAGAAGCUGAAAAAAAUAUUAUAAAUCAGAACGAGAAGAUCAAGAUUUAUGAAGCUACAAUUAAGGACAAGAAUGAUUUGAUCGAAUUGAUGAAAGAAACCAAAGAAUUCGCGAUUAAACAGUUAAAAAAUGAAAACGCUUUCUUACAAAUCGCUCUCGAUUUCAGCAAGAAUCCAACUUCAAACAAAAACGACGCAAAUGCAGCAGAUUCAGCUGAAUUUGAGAAGAAAUCAACUGAGAUUGCAGAUUUCCAGACUCUGCAGAAGCAAUUAAAGGAAAUCCAGUCUCAAAAUGAAGCUCUUAAAUAUACUGUAUGUCAGUUGAAGUCAAGAAAUUUUAAACUAAAAUCAAAGCUGGAUGAAAAUAUUAGGGAAAUGAACACCCUGGAAGCAAAAUCAGCUACGGAUGCAGAAGAGUUAAGAGCUAAGAUUGCUGAACUAGAAAAGAACGCUGAAAUAUAUAGGGUAAAGUCCGAAGAAAAGAACGCUAUGCUUGCGGAAGGUGCGUCAAAUGCUAUAAAUUCCCAAGUAACAGAUGCACCAUUUGUUUUACUAAACCAUUCGAAAGUGCCCAAUAUAAAAUUCAUUAAAAUCGGGGACGAAGACAAGCCGGCAAUAGUUGAAAAUAUUCCCACUUUGGGUACCGAUUGGAUAGUAAUUCUGCGUCGCUUUGAUGGGAGUGUCGACUUUUCUAAAUACUGGAGCAAUAGCGUUGGUGACUUAUCCGGGGAAUUCUGGAUUGGUUUUAAAUCAAUUCACAAACUGACCUCAAGUGUCCGACACGAAUUGUACAUUCAACUCGAGGACUUUGAUGGCGUGACAGCUUACGCCAGAUAUGAUAACUUCGUUGUUGGAAACUUUGAGGAGAACUAUAUCCUGAAGUCUUUAGGUUAUUAUUCGGGAAACGCUGGCGAUGCUUUGCGGAGUCAUGUUAAAUCCAAAAUGAAUUAUAAGGAAUUUGAUAAGAAAUGGCGUUACUGGUGGUUCUCGAACAAUAAUGAAUGUUGCUUGACUGGUGAAUAUAAAAAAUCGAAAGAAGCACUGACAAGCGAGUUGGGCAUGUACUGGGGAAAUUGGAAUUUGGGAAAGCGUUAUCCUCUGAAGGCCUGCAAAAUGCUAAUAAGACCCUACCCGAAAUAAGCUUUCAUUUUGUAAUCUGUUUUCAAUGUUAAAUUCAAAUAAACUUAAUAUUAUUUAAUAUAAGGGAAAA